This is a messenger RNA of Chenopodium quinoa (quinoa), 960 nucleotides long. Its product is annotated as extensin-like. The transcript is spliced from 4 exons. The record is from RefSeq and is a predicted model, not a curated record. Bases 1 to 960 code for a protein of 319 amino acids. Lineage: Eukaryota; Viridiplantae; Streptophyta; Magnoliopsida; Caryophyllales; Amaranthaceae.
AUGUCUGGAAAAUACUUGCUGCUCUUGCUCCUGAUUGUUGUUUUAAUCACCACUGGUUGUCUUGCCCAUCAUGACGACUACAAAGAUGACAAGAAGCCGCCUGGGGAAAAACCACCCAAGGAUGAUCAUAAACCUCCCAAGGAUGAUCAUGAACCUCCUAAGGAUGAUCAUAAACCUCCCAAGGAUGAUCAUGAACCUCCUAAGGAUGAUCAUAAACCUCCUAAGGAUGAUCAUGAACCUCCUAAGGAUGAUCAUAAACCUCCCAAAGAUGAUUAUAAACCACCUGCCAAACAUGACAAGAAGCCACCCAUGAAGAAGCAUCCACCUGAAAAGAAGUACCCAGUGCCACCCUACGAACCACCCUCCGCAUCAUGCUCCAUCACUUGUGGUGUUGGAGUUUAUUUUGAAGCACUCUUGUGUUAUAGAAGAGGGUGGGGGUGGGGGAUUUUGAUAGUCAGAGGUGGGAAACGAAGAGCAAAACCAUGCAAUGAGCGAGUUACAGGAGGUCAGCGCCUUUUAUCUUUCUACUCGGAACCAUCCCACAGAAAUUUUCCUAGUGUUGCAUAUAUAAUCAUCAUGUUUUGUGUACGCUUGCUAGUUUUGUUCCUUAUGGUGGGAGUUAUCGUCGCUGCUCAAUGCCUCGCUGAACGUCAUCAGCAUGAUCAUCGCAAAACAUCUCCACGACACAGGGCAAUUGAAACCUGUAAAAAAACAGCAGAACACAGCAGAUCAAUAAAAGCACCCAAGGCAGAGAAGAAAAAACCUCCAGUUCCUCAUGAUAAAGAUAAGGCACCAAAACAUGAAACCCACAAAUCUCCUAAAAAAGGCGCUACUAAACCACCUGUUGGACAUGAAACAAAAUCGCCUCCCAGUAAACAGGAUCUACCUGCGAAGAAGCUUCCCCCUCCCGGAAAGAAGCUUUCCCCAAUGCCGCCCCACAAACCACCCACGACAUCUUAA